Molecule: messenger RNA, 1809 nt
Organism: Chara braunii
Lineage: Eukaryota; Viridiplantae; Streptophyta; Charophyceae; Charales; Characeae
Source: the annotation of a GenBank genome assembly
UGGGUAUCCAUCUUUCGAGUCUACGCAAGUUGUGAGCAGCAGGCGCAUCUUCCUGCAAGGUGCAUCUUCACCUCCGGCGUGCGUACUAUCAUGUGGAAGCGUAGAGCAGCGGGCGCGUCUUCGGCUCCGGCGUGCAUCAUCUCCUGUGGCAGCGUACAGCAGCGGGCGCAUCUUCGGCUCCGGCAUGCGUGGUCUCCUGCGGCAGGGUUGAUCAGCGGCCGUGUCUUCUGCGGCUGUGGCAGGCGUCACGCUGUAGACGCGGAACGAUUGUCAGAGAUGGACGUUCGUGGCUGCAGGCACGGUCUACGCGAAGAAGAGAUCGACGCGGUGGCGAUGGUGGUGACUGUCGUCGUCGUCAACACAAUGAGCGACAUGUCGUCGUCCUCACGCGACAUGGUGAUGCAGCUCCGCAAACGAAGAGCGUUGUUGCAGAGCGUUGCCGAAGCGCCGGAUUGCGUGGCCACGUGUGAGGCAGUCGUCCAGUUGUGUGUCGCGCUGUCGUCUGGCGUUUUCCCGAGGCAGACCCCGCGUUGGUGGAUUAGACGACGGACUAGCGGAACAUGGGAGGACCUCCGCCUGUGUGAUGACGCGACGGACGAGUACUACCAGCAGAAGUUGCGCAUGUUGAUGGCCAUGUUCACCCAGAUCAUAGUCGAGUGCGCCGCGUACGUGGAGAAGAAGGUCACGCACUACAGGAUGCCAUUGCCAGUGGAGCAGGUGAUCGCUUUCGCGUUGUACAGGUGGGCGUCCGGAGAGACGUACGAGAGCGACACGUCAGCCUUCGGCAUCCGCAUGGCAACUGGACUGCAGGCCGUCCGCGACGUCACUUCGGCGCUGCUGCAGGCGUGCCCCGACGCGAUAAAGUGGCCAGUGGGCCGUAGACGUGCGCAGAUUCUGCGCGCUUUCCGUGAGAAGGGUUUCCCAAACUGCUUCGGCGCAAUCGACUAAACUGGCAAGUUGUUCGACGCACCUCCGGAGAAUUUGCCGCACGGUGUCGUCACGCGAGGUUACCUGCUGGGCGACAACGGUUAUCCAGUUGCCUGUCCAUGGAUCGUGCAACCGUACGGAGGAAUCGACCAAGGUCCUGACGAGGAGCGCUUCGACACGCGGCAGAAGAUGGCGCGGGGAUGUGUGGAGAGGGCAUUCGGGCGACUGAAGUGCAUGUGGCAUCUGUUCUUGCGCACCCACAAGACGAACCUGGAGACCUUGCCACAACAAUUUGUGGUCGUGUGCACUCUCCACAACAUCCUCCUCGACGCGGGGAUCGACUUCGACGAGAACCUUUUGUGGGAGGUGGAUGCAAACGGCGUUCGGCAUAGAGUGGACUUGGGCAUCGUGGGUUGGUGCGAUCGGUAGGCGGGUGGAAUUGUCACGUGGUCCCUAUCCAUGGUCGUAGUGCGCGAAGUUGCAUCCACGAUUGGAUGGCGGCAUGGUUGUCAUCGAUGAGUUCCUCUGUUGUUUUCAUCGUUUGGACAGUUGCGUGGUUCGCACAGUUGUGCGAACGUUUAAUAUUGGAAGAACCUUUUUUUUUUGUAUCUCUCAGGUUUUUUUUUUUGUUUUUUUUUUUUUGUGUGUGUGUGUGUGUGUGUGUGUUCAAAUCGUUUUGCCAUGAUUGGUUCGUGUGGUGGGAAGAUUUGUUUUAUUUAUUUACUUAUUUUUUGGAAUUUCUUCAAUGUUUUUUUUUUUGUUUUGUUUUGUUUUUGUUUUUUUUUGUCUCUCCACUUCGUUUGUCAUGAUUGGUUUUGUGUGGUGGUGUGGUGGGACGUCAAACAUGGCUGUUGAAAUCAUUGAUAAAACCUGCAUAAUGUA